AGUCAGUCAAUACCCGUCCUAUACUCUGCCCAUUCUCGCAAACGCAGUAACAUCGAGAAGAAGAUAGAAGAUCUUCCCGAGAGGAUCGGAUAGGCAACCGUAACGAGCACUCUAUGAGCAGGUAUAACCGUAUCCCAGUCAAACGAUGAGCAACAAGUCAAACCUCGACAAGGCCGAGCGUCAAAAUGGGUCGAAAGCUUCAGCCACAACGAUACAAGCUUUCCAUAUGCGCAGUGAAGCGGAAGUCGGUUUGGAGCAGCCUGCUAUGCGUGCGGUAGCGCUUUUGGGCGGUCCUACGCUGACGGUGCCGGGGCCGUUUCUAGGUGUUUCAAAGCCUAAUGCGACGGGACUGCUACGUCCUCCCAUUGGGCGGACCGCCGACCCCGCCACAGGCCGGGCUUCUUUCGAAGUGAAGCAAGAAUGGAGCGGUUUGACGGCUUCUUCAGCUUGGGACGUGAAAGGCGAAGUCCUUGAUAUGUUGCCAGAGGAUUUUCCACUGGAAAGGACCCACCGUUACAUAUCUGGUGUUCAGGCAUCCGUUGUUGCAGCUCGGAUCUCUGAGUCUCUCCGCUCUCACUCCAUCGAAGCUGAAUUUGAUUGCCAAAAGGCAAAGGCGAAGUGCAAGACUCAAGAUUAUGUCAGUUUCCGAAUUCGACUAUAUGCCGGCGGCGAAAACGCCGACCCAGUUAUUGUGGAAGUUCAAAGGAGGUGUGGCCCUGUCUCUAGUUUUAUGGUGAGUUGUAGAGCCAUUCUGGAUGCAGCGGAAGGAAAAGUAGGCCAUCAUGCUUCUACUCCAAAUAAAAAAAUUCCCGCGGUGGCCAAAUCAGUGCGUCAGAUGAAAUGUCUUCAGUCUGUUCUUGCUAAGCAGGAAGUGUUGGUGGACGACUGCAUCGCCGAUUUGGGGAGGAUCGCGUCUUUGCUGAAAUCGGAUCGAUUUGACCAGAACGUUCUUGCUAUGGAAAAUUUAUGCUGUUUGACUGAUCCAAUCAGGAGCUCUGGUGCUGCUGCUCUACGAGUCUCAAAAUGCGUGAUUUUAGGAGACGAACAGAGUGAAAUUAGAGAGGAAGUGCGCGCCUUGACGGAGCGCGAUGUGUUUGAUCGUGAUGAAGUUUCUCGACACCAUUCCCAUCAGUUGAGGCAAUUGGCUCAUGUCACGUUUGCAAACACUUUGUCUAUGUGUUCAAAAAGUGGUCAUCUUGCGACGGCAAUCAAGGAUCAAAAAUGGUUUCAUGAGUUUCUUAUUCCCACUCUGUUGGAUGAGUUAAAACUUGCUAAAGUUUCACCUUGUUCAGCGAGCGCCGCCAGCAGAUCGCUGUUCAGUGUAAUGACUUCGUCCGAAAGUGCUCUUCGACAGAUUUUGGAACAAGACGUUAUGGAAACUUUAAAGAUGGCCAAUGAAUUCGGGCGUGCACGCCAUGCAUUGUUGUUCAAUGAAACAGCUCGUCUUCUUAAGCUCUGUCAAUAGUCCGAAGUCUACGGCGAACGUAGGACUGUCUUUAUAUCUUCUUUGUCGGUGCGGCAAACGUAGAAGUGUUUUUCAUCUUUGUCGAUUCUUUGUUUGCCCUUCAAGAUGCGCUCUGUUAAUUUCAUCCAGCGCUCUUUUUUGGGAAACAUGCCUUUUCGAUGGUCGAUUGUACUCAUGUCCUACUGCAAGUCAUGCAUUUUCCAGUACAGCACAGUCGAAUCCGACACGAGAAAUGGUUUCCGUUGAUUGAAAAUGGGACUUAAUCAAUG
Messenger RNA from Phaeodactylum tricornutum CCAP 1055/1, 1734 nucleotides. RefSeq lists its product with no specific name. The record is from RefSeq and is a predicted model, not a curated record. The coding region runs from base 146 to 1465 and encodes 439 amino acids. Lineage: Eukaryota; Bacillariophyta; Bacillariophyceae; Surirellales; Neidiaceae. The transcript has 2 exons.